ACGGUUUUGAGUCUGGAGUUGCUUCAAUAAGGAAGAGUUUGGUGGUCCUCAAGUGAAGGAUGAUGGAUUCACGAGCAUGCUUGACCAUUGAUGUAGCUCCGUCUCCCCUUCCCCCCAAGCACCGAGUGACUGAUCUGAUACGUUCUUCACAAAUGCUUUUACAAUUCAUAUCCAGUGUAGUUUUGGGGGUGCAGUGAACGGUGCUGUAUUUUGUAUUAUAGCAGGGAAAGCUAUAGAUGGGAAAACAAAGGCCGUCCAAAAUGGUGAUUAGGAAUAUCACCCUUUCUUUUGCUGUAAAUUGAUAUGCUCUCCUGUCAGUAAUGCUGCUGCUCUGCUCUGCUCUGUGUGAGGCCAGUGAGACCUGCUUGGCAGUCACUGAAGCAAACUACCUCAGUACAGGAAGCACUGCUCUUGAUGGUCACAAGGACAAAAACCAACACAAAGCCCCAAGACUUGGUGUGUGGUUUGUUACUCUAGUCAUGCAAUCCGCAGGAUUCUAAAGGAAGCUGAUUUUCUGUUGCUGAAGGCAAAUGUCGACCAAGCUUUGAAGUAGCUUUAAAACUCAUGCAUGGGCAGCCUUAUUAUUUUUAAAAUUGCAAACUUUUACUUUAACUUAUUUCCCUUCUCCUGAGAAAUGCUGGAAAAGAAAAAGACCUCAAAGCAAAGAGAUUGGGCAGGGGAAGAAAUGUUGAACUGAAAACGCAUGUUAAUAAGGUACUGAGUGGUUUAGAGCGCUGGUGCGUCCUGCGCUGAGCAUGCCUUGUGGAAUCAGACUUGCUUGUGCUGAUCGGCCUGUCUCCCCUCUCCGGCGUGCAGCUGCUUUGCAGGCCUUGAAGCGCAAGAAGAGGUACGAGAAGCAGCUGGCGCAGAUCGACGGCACGCUGUCCACCAUCGAGUUCCAGAGGGAAGCGCUGGAGAAUGCGAACACCAACACCGAAGUGCUCAAGAACAUGGGCUUCGCGGCCAAGGCCAUGAAGGCCGCCCAUGAAAACAUGGACAUCGACAAAGUCGACGACUUGAUGCAGGACAUCACAGAGCAGCAGGAGCUGGCUCAGGAGAUCUCGGACGCGAUAUCCAAGCCCGUAGGAUUUGGGGAGGAGUUUGACGAGGAUGAGCUAAUGGCAGAACUGGAGGAAUUAGAACAAGAGGAAUUGGAUAAAAACCUCCUGGAGAUUGGUGGCACUGAAAAUGUACCGCUGCCCAACGUACCCUCCACGUCGCUACCUGCCAGACCAGCAAAGAAGAAGGAAGAGGAAGAUGAGGAUGACAUGAAAGACCUGGAGCGCUGGGCUGAGGCUGUGUAGUCCGUCUUGGCAUUGUGUCAACAUCAGGCCAACGGAUAAAAAGAAAAAAGAAAGAAAAGACUUUGUCAGCUGACACAGUGGUUGUAUCGUGUUCUGCUGGGAGAAAAAAAAAUCUUAAAAAGAAAAAAAAGAUUAAUACUCCAAUACCUGUAGCUCUUAAUAUCAUCCCAAAGCAGUGAAGGGGUAUAAAGGCUUAUCUUUCAAACCAUCUUCCAUCUUGGGAUAAAAGAACCUCUCCUUUCAGACGUCCGUGUACUCUUGCAGAUCCCUGACGAAUUCACUACAGUACACCAGCCCUCAUGCUUCGAGACUCUUUGCUGCACUCCUCUGCUCGUUAUGGAACGUCGUUGCUUUAUACUGUGCACAUGCGUUACUUCAGUGCACAACAGCAGUAGAUUUCUCAACGCAAUAUCCCUGCUCCACCUGCAGCUGUCCCAGUCCGAAUCGCAGGCGCUGCAGAAUUGUGCCCAGCCAGCUCCCUGAUUGUGUGGUGGAAUAACGCAGCGGUCCUCAUUGCUGGUUCUGGAGAGAGAGCCCUGUGGGUAUUACAGAGGAACAGGCCCACUCCAUAAGUAAAGGCCUGGACGCUAGUCAUAGGGGGGUUGCUUGGUGAAAUGAUUCAGUAGGUAAGGAGCUCAGGUGGGAGGACGGCCCUGCGGCUCUCUGUUGCCAGCAGUGAGGAUCCCUGGUGUGACGGUUAAGGUGCUGGUUGUACUGGAGAGCUGCAGUGCAGUGGAACAGCAAGCUUGCACGUGACCUAAUUCCUGCCUCAGACUUUCCAAUAUUAUUAUUGUUUCUAAAUCGGAUUACCGGUGAGCGGGGAACUGGAUGCCCACUGUUGGUAGGGUGCAGCUCUGGAGUUAAACUGGCUAAUCGUGUUUCUGCAUUUUCUUUGAUUAGACUUUUUUUUUGUAUUCCUUCAGAAUAUUUUUAUGCUAUAAUAAAGUUUCAGGAAGGACGAAUUUGAGAUUUUCUAAUUGGCUUUUUUAUUAGCAAGCUUUUAAGAGUGGAAUGUGGUAUUUUGUCAGGUUGAAAUACAGUCCUAAAAGGAUUAAAGGGGCUAGGAUUAUUUAAAUUUAGGGGUUUCAAUGAAUUAAUGUUCCUUAACAUUUAUGUAGUUCCUUUUGGUAUUUAAUGGCAGUUUUCGUGUUUGCUUUUCUGAGAAGGAAAUAUCUAUCAAAAUAUUUAUAGUUUGUAAGAACCUAUUACAAGAGAGGUUAGAAUACAAUGACAUACAUGCAGUAACUGUAUUUAAAAUGAAAUGCACAGAAAUACUUGAAGGUAUUCCAGUAUACAUGCAAAUUCAGGUUUUUCUUUAUUCUGUCAAUAUUUAUCUUUUCUUUUUAUUUCUGUGCCCGCCUACCUUUAUCGUGCUCAUGGUACACCAGAAUUAAACUUUUGCCAAAUAUGUCA
Molecule: messenger RNA, 2717 nt
Organism: Lepisosteus oculatus (spotted gar)
Lineage: Eukaryota; Metazoa; Chordata; Actinopteri; Semionotiformes; Lepisosteidae
Source: RefSeq, a predicted model, not a curated record